Apodemus sylvaticus (European woodmouse) is the source of this 1050-nucleotide messenger RNA. RefSeq names its product phospholipase A and acyltransferase 1 (gene Plaat1). The transcript has 4 exons. NCBI's taxonomy places the organism in Eukaryota, Metazoa, Chordata, Mammalia, Rodentia, Muridae. Gene Ontology annotation, molecular function: A2-type glycerophospholipase activity; glycerophospholipid phospholipase A1 activity. The coding region runs from base 170 to 673 and encodes 167 amino acids. Gene Ontology annotation, cellular component: cytoplasm. The record is from RefSeq and is a predicted model, not a curated record. Gene Ontology annotation, biological process: N-acylphosphatidylethanolamine metabolic process.
UUGACGCAGCGGAGGGAGGCUGUGGUGGCCUUGGCGGUGGCCUUGGCCUUAGGGCGGUGCGGAUGGAGUCACCCAGGGUCUGCUAGAGGCGCCGCAGAGAGCCACUGGAGAACCAGGGAAGCCCGCCACUGCCUCCGGGGCAGUAAGACAGCCCAGCUGGAGCAGGGAGAUGUCGGUUAAAGAUUGCUUCAGUCUGACCUAUCCUCACAACCCCCACCCAGGAGACUUGAUUGAAGUGUUCCGUCCUUGCUAUCAGCACUGGGCCCUGUACUUGGGUGAUGGCUACGUUAUCAACAUUGUACCUGUAGAUGGCAUUCGCUCGUCAUUUACAAGCGCCAAGUCGGUGUUCAGCACAAAGGCCUUGGUGAAAAUGCAGCUUUUGAAGGACGUUGUGGGAAAUGACACAUACAGAAUAAAUAACAAGUACGACACAACAUACCCUCCUCUUCCCGUGGAGGAGGUGAUACAACGGUCAGAGUUUGUUAUUGGGCAGGAAGUAGCCUAUGACUUGCUGGUCAACAACUGUGAGCAUUUUGUGACCUUGCUGCGCUAUGGAGAAGGAGUGUCAGAGCAGGCCAACCGAGCAAUUGGCACCAUCGGAUUGGUGGCAGCUGGUAUUGAUAUCUUCACAUUCCUCGGCUUGCUUCCCAAAGGACAAAGAACGAAAUAUUAGCAGUUUAUUGAAGAGAUUGGAAUGAAGAAAUUUGUGAGGAGAAAAAAAUCCUGGGGUGAAUACUUAUUUUGAAUGCAUCAUUAUUGCUCGUGAUCCCCAUGAUGGAUGGCAGACUCUGUAAUAAAUUGCUUGCUGAUUUUAAUCUUAUCAUUGAGUCAAGAAAAGUUUUUCCCCAAUAGUAGAGAUUUGCCGUGAACAAAAUGCAAUUGCCUUUUGAUCGAGCCAGCUGAGGAUCUUAACAAAACCAAGACCACGUUUUAUCUUCUACUGUAAAUAUUGUUUUCCUUUUCCCUAAGGGCGGCUGUUUUGUCAGAGGUGUGGAGAACCAUUUACAUAUGCUGCUGAGAGACAGUUGUUAGGGACAUCUAAAUUCCUAU